Messenger RNA from Lytechinus pictus (painted urchin), 573 nucleotides. Its product is annotated as testis-expressed protein 11-like. Gene Ontology annotation, biological process: reciprocal meiotic recombination; synaptonemal complex assembly; male meiosis chromosome segregation. Gene Ontology annotation, cellular component: central element. The coding region runs from base 97 to 573 and encodes 158 amino acids. NCBI's taxonomy places the organism in Eukaryota, Metazoa, Echinodermata, Echinoidea, Temnopleuroida, Toxopneustidae. The record is from RefSeq and is a predicted model, not a curated record. The transcript is spliced from 6 exons.
GCCGCUUUCAAGAAAGUUUUGGAGCAUGUAUAUUCCUGUCAGAAUAUUUGCACUCAGCUGGACUCUGGAGUUAGUGGAAAGAGUGACAGGGCACAUAUGAUGCUGCUCCUCUACGAGUUUGAGGCCUUGGCUAAACUUGGAAGGGUCUCGGAACUAGAUCAAAUUUUGAAGAAAGUUCUGUCAUCAUCCGCCUAUGACGUCAAGACGAUCCAAACACUGGCAGAUCUUGCAAUGGAGCCUCCAGCCAAUCACAAACAGUUGAGUAAGAGACUCCUUCAUGCUGCUAUUAACAAACACAUGAGCUCAAAUGAUAUCGAUAUCAAAACAUGCAGUAAAACCCUUCAAAAUGCUAUCAGACUGUGUUUAGGAGAGGGUCACAGUCCUGAUACAACAGGCAGAGAAGAGGCAUGGCAUCUCUAUCAAGUGGCAAUCAAGCUAUUGCAAUCAGAAAAGAAAGACUCUUAUCCAGAAGUAGACAUUGUUUGGUUGAUGACAAAAGCAUGGAACACAGGAAUUUAUUCCUUCAGGUUGAGAACUUACCAGGUAGAUGAGCUCUUUCGACUCAUCUCUUGA